Molecule: messenger RNA, 1413 nt
Organism: Ruditapes philippinarum (Manila clam)
Lineage: Eukaryota; Metazoa; Mollusca; Bivalvia; Venerida; Veneridae
Product: failed axon connections homolog
Exons: 6
Coding region: 111-644 (177 amino acids)
Cellular component (GO): cytoplasm
Source: RefSeq, a predicted model, not a curated record
GUAACCACAUAGGAUAUAAAUCAAAGAUUGUAAUUCAACUUUACACUGAAAAUAAUAUAUAUUAUAUAUUUUGUUUUAUUGAGACUUUGAUACUAAAUAAUCAUUAAAAGAUGAUGUCUUCCCUACACGAGAUAAAACCUCACCUUUACCCUGGGUUAGAUCUAGGAUACAGUGAUAGCGAGUGUGCCAAGACGAAUUUUGACGAACAGUGUUCAGGAAUGGAAAUUAAUACAGAUCACGUGGUACUUCAUAGUUACCAACGUGUUAAACUUAUUCCAAAUGUGGACGUAUUUUCUAUGAAGCUUGAAACAUACAUGAGGAUCAGCAAAAUUCCAUAUAAGCUGGAUUCUAAAGAUUGGUGUAAAGGACCAAAGAAUACUGUUCCGUGGAUAGAUAUUGAUGGUAUAAAGAUAGGGGACUCGGGCGUUAUUAUACGACGCUUAAAUGAGAUGUUUAAAGUUGAUUUGAAUGAACAUUUGUCUGAUGAGGAAAAAGCUACAGCGUGGGCCAUACAGAAAUGGUUAGAAGAAUACACAUAUUGGUUAAAAAUCUGGAAACAAAGUGAUCCCUCGGAAGCAUUAAUCACAACAAAAUUACAAGAGAAUUGCAGACUCGGUUUGAUUGAGUCUGUACAUGAGGGAUAAUGUAAAGUGCAACAUCCCUCACGCCCCCUAGCACCGGCUUGAGCGGUACUCAACUCUCAACACUUAAUAGUGCUGGUAUCAAUGAUCCCGAAGGACCAGAAAAAUAUAACAACACUAAAGUGAAGUACGGGGCAACUUUUUAAACUACCAUUCCCGAUGGUACAUGUAUUGGGACGAUCUGAUUGUCAACAUGGUUGAAUGUCCAGCAGCUUUAAAUAAAUUCGAAGUCCUGCAAGAUGGUGGCAGAAGAAACUAACAAAAGCUGCGACAAAAAGUUUAUUAUGGGUGACAAAAUAAGCGAAGUUGAUUGCGCUGCUUUUGGAAUAAUGUCACAAAUAAGAUGGUGUACACCAAAGUCAUGCCCUGGACAUCAAUUAUUGACAGGUGGAAAACAACAGAACGUAAUGGACUAUCUUGACAGAAUCAAGGAUGUGUAUUGGCCAGACUGGGAGAAAAUAUGUGCAGACUGAAAGUGUUAAAUUCUUGUUUGUCCGUGCAGGCAUAUCUACUCAUAUAUAUUAAAUCAUUGAUACGAGAUAUGUAUAAGGGUUAUUUGAUAAAAUUUCAUAAAGAUUCUAGUGUAAUGAAUAUUUUGAUUUACAUUAUAUAAUGUUAUUGCACUGCUCUCUUGACUUUAUAAACAAUAAUCAAACAUAUUCUUUACUUAAACGAGCGAGAUGAAUAUAUACUUUUUUUCAAAUUUAAUAUACAUUGUAAAGCUGUUAAUAAACGUGUUGUAUUGUCUAAAAUAAAAUAUUUUACAUUUGUA